Messenger RNA from Plasmodium gonderi, 606 nucleotides. RefSeq names its product histidine triad protein. Gene Ontology annotation, molecular function: catalytic activity. The transcript is spliced from 2 exons. NCBI's taxonomy places the organism in Eukaryota, Apicomplexa, Aconoidasida, Haemosporida, Plasmodiidae. Bases 1 to 606 code for a protein of 201 amino acids. The record is from RefSeq and is a predicted model, not a curated record.
AUGGAAAAGUAUAAAGAAAUACUAACCAAAUUAAAAUGGAACAAAAACAAAAGUUGUGACAGGUACCAAUUUGGGAUGUUCGAAAUUGAUAAGAGAGAAGUGUUCAUAACAACAGAGCACUCGUACGGAUUUGUAAAUAACAAGCCACUUCUUCCGGGUCAUAUAUUAUUAACAACUUUAAAAAAAAAGGCAAGGUAUAAUGAUUUAGAUAUAGAAGAAAUUAUAGACAUUAAUUUGUUGUCAAAUUUUAUGUGCCAUGUCAUGGGAGUUUUACAUAACACGACAAAUUUUUCGAUAGCAAUUCAAGAUGGGAAGGAUGCAGGUCAAACGGUCGAACAUGUUCAUAUUCACAUAAUACCAAGAAAAAGUUCUGACUAUCAGAACAACGACAAUAUAUAUAAAGACAUGAAUAAAUUAAAUUGGGGUUAUGGGCGAGAUGUCAUAUGUACAUCGUGCAACAAUUUUGUAAAGGUUCCUUCACAAACACACACCGAGGAGACAUUUAAAUUGGAGGAAUUCAACACCACACUUAGAUCCAUUGAAGAAAUGGAAAAAGAAGGACGCAUGAUCAAGUCUUACAUUGAAAACAAUUUUGCAAAAUCUUAA